GCAUCAUCUGAAAGACUCUUUCAUUCAUACUGAUGGGAUGGGUCCUAAAGACCAGUUGAAGUUAAAAUUAAUAACAGUGAUAAAAUAAAGUAAUAUAAUAUCUUUUAAUUUAAGUGAACAAAAUUUAAAACAGUUCUAUUUAUCAGCCAAAAGCCAAAAAAGAAAUUAUAAAUUAAUUCAAAAUGAUGAGUUCCAAUUCAAUGUUUUUAUUUGUUAACUUGAAAAAAAAUCAACGAGAAAAUCUCAUGAGUCAAAGCAUGUAUGUUAUAUCACCUCGACGAAAGAAGCAUCCAGAGUUAACACCAGUGCCACCAAGAGAUCAACGUGAUGGAUUACGUGGUGAUACUUUCACAUCUUUUAGUACAAGUCGAAGCAGAGACUCUAUAAAUUGUAAAUUAAAUGAUUCUGGCUGUAAUGAGGUGAAAUUGAGUGGACCAAAGAGAGCUGUCAGUAUGACUCGGCUUGAUCAAUUGGCUAAACCAAGGCAACGAUAUCUAGAGGAAUCUCUUAGAUUACGAAGUCUGGCAUCUUCUCGGAUUGGACCUUUGUCCCCCACUCGACCCACAUCAUCUAUGUCUGGUCUAUCAGAACAAUCGACUACUUCGUCUCUAGUUGUAAGGAGACCGAAGACUAGUCGUAAACCUAGACCAUUCAGUAUAGCUGGCAGUGUUCCAGAUAACCGUAAAUCUAAUUAUGAUGGACAGGUUAACUACAGAACGCCUAUUAUAAAUAGGGAAAUGACCAGCUCAUUGAUAGUAACAUCAACCACCGCAACAACACCACCAGGAUUAUCAGCAUCAACAGCUUCUUUAUCAAGUGUUCAACAGCGGCCAAACCGUGCACGUAGUGUAGGAUCUAAAUUUCGUGCUCCAUUUGAUGGAAUGGAUAACAAUAAUAAAAAUAAUGAUAAUCUAGUUAAACCAGCACCUCCGCGAAAACCAGCACACGUUAAGGCUGCUGCUGCUGCGCGGCGUAAUAAUAAUGCUAAUAGAGCUCCUUUACAACCACAACAAAGUGGUAAUUUAGGAGAGAGAGAAUCGCCGGAUGCCAAUAAUAGGAAUUAUAGUGAAUUAUCUGAAAAAAGUUGUCCGAAUAUAACAAUAGAAGACAACUCUGUAAACAAGGAAAAAACCAGUAAAAUUAACAACAUGAAAUCAUCUGAAGAGGAAUCAGAGGUUACUACAGAAAGUGAGACAAGUUUGAAUCAAGUUAACAGCAUGAGCAGCAAUUGCUCUUCCAAUAAAAAGGAGAUAAGUGAAGAGGAGUAUAAAAAGAUUUUGGCCGAGAAGAGACGUUUGGCUCGUGAACAAGCUGAAAGAGAAGCUGAAAUGGAAAGAAAACGAUUGGAAGAAGUUCGCAGGAUUGAAGCUGAAAGACAACGAGCUGAAGAGGAAAAGAUGAGAGCCGAAGAGGAAGAGCAACUUAGAUUAGCUGAAGAGCACAGAAAAAUGCAGGAGGAAAAAUUACGUCAAGCCAUGGAGGAGCAAAGAAGAAGAGAAGAAGAGGAAAGAAAACGCCGGGAUGAGGAAUUACGUUUAAAACAAGAAAGAGAAGAGCAAGAAGCCAAGGCUAAAGAGGAAGCUGAAAAAGCAAGACUUGAACUGGAAGAAAGGUUAAGAAAAGAUGAAGAGGAAAGGAUUCUGCGUAAAAAGAGAGUUGAAGCAAUAAUGAGUCGAACUCGCAAAGCUCAAGGAAAUAAGGCCAAUUUUCCCAAUUCUGAUGGAUCUCGAACACCGGAUUCAAAUGAUGCAAGCCCUGUCCGAAGUAUUGAUGAAUCAAACGGAGUAUCGUUCAACAACAAUCAAGGAAUUUACUUGGAACUCCUUUGAAGAGAUAAAUCAAUAAAACAAGCAAUCAAAUUGGACACCGACACUGGCAAGACAGCUUCAACGGUUGCCAUCAAGACUGACAACGACAGUUCUUGUCGACAGUUUGAGAAUUAAUUUUUUAAAUUGUUCUGGAUGCGACAAUAAUUUAAAUCUUCUCUUCUUUCCUUCUUUCCAUCUUCUUGCUCUUUACCUUUUACCUCUUUUAUCUUUAUCUUUUUUUGAAAACAUUUUCUUUCUCUCAUCUCAUCUCAAAAUUGUGCUGUUUUAAUCACAAAUCCAAAUUUUAAUUCGCCAUUCAUUCAACUUCAUUCAAUUAUUGUUGAAUGAUCCGUUUUUUGGCCAUAGACCCUGUUUUAAAUGGACUUUAAGACUGUUCAAUUUUAACCAAAAGGAUCUUCCUUCCUACUGUUUUCAUUUUUAACCUCUUAAUACUAUUCAAGAGACUGUUUCAUUUUAAGUCUUCAGUUUUUUAAUUUGUCAGCUUUUCAUUAGAAGAUUCUUCUUUAUUUCCUUUUUUUCCCUCUUUUUCAAUUUCUCUUUAAUCCUGUAUAUCAUCCAUUUUUCUUCUAGUAGUGAUGUACAUUCACUCUUUUGGCCUAGCCAAGUCAAAUCUCUUAGUUGCCAAUUUUACCAAUAGAGAUGAGCAAAGACCGAUUCAAGCAAGUUGAAAGGAACAGAAAUCAGAUGAGAACUCAAAGGCCUUUAGAAACAACCAAUCAUAGGAUGUUAAAGGUUUUGUUUCAUCUAAACUAACAAAAUGGAUAAAUAUAAAUGUAAUCAAAACAUAUAAAACACUUGUGGAUAUAAGAAAAAAAUGAAUAAAGUUACCAUGAGUGAAUGGUUAAA
This is a messenger RNA of Tetranychus urticae (two-spotted spider mite), 2675 nucleotides long. RefSeq lists its product as uncharacterized. The record is from RefSeq and is a predicted model, not a curated record. Lineage: Eukaryota; Metazoa; Arthropoda; Arachnida; Trombidiformes; Tetranychidae. Gene Ontology annotation, cellular component: microtubule cytoskeleton. Gene Ontology annotation, biological process: microtubule cytoskeleton organization.